CCGUGACCCCAGCACUGGGAUGGCAGCGGGACAGUCGGACCACGGCGGGACAGGAGGACGGUUCCCAGCUGAGGUGGCGGCUGGAGCGUUCCGGCAGGGGGGAUUCCAGCCAAUUUAUUUGCGAGUCAUUUUGUUACUGCUGAGAGAUUUUUUUUAUUAUUUUUAUUAUUAUUUUGCAGAGGGGGGGGUGAGGAGGGGACUGGCACCAGCUAUAAAGGCAGAGCUCCCGGAGCAGCCGGCACUUCCCCACCACCAUGAGCUCUGUCCUGGCCUGACAGCCCCUGCCUGCCCAGGGCUCGCCGGCUGAUGCCACCUCAAACCAGGGCUCGGAGCCUUUGGCAGCGCUGGGGUGGGAUGGUGUGAGCCCAGAGCUGCUUUCUUCCCUCCCACCGCCCCUCGUCUGGCUCUGGCACGAGACGAGCCCACCAGCCGCUUGGAUGAUUUGAUUUCUUCCUUGCCCGAAAACACUCCUGCCCAGAUGCUGUGGAUAAUAUUAAUGUUGCAGUUAUUCAUCAGCUCCAUGGAAAUGCUCACGCAGAACCGAUGGAAGAAGCAAGGUACGGUGCGCGCAGCCAGCUCAUCCCGCUCAGCGAGUGCCGGGCUGCUGGAGAACUGCACGGGCUGCGUCCUGUGCUCAGAGGACAACGGCUGCAUCACCUGCCACCACCGGCUCUUCCUGCUCAUCUGGAGGGACGGCAUCCGCCAGUACGGGAUGUGCGUCCACACGUGUCCCCCCGGUUACUUCGGCGUGCGGGGGCUGGAGGUCAACCGAUGCACAAAGUGCAGGUCGCCCAGCUGCGAGAGCUGCUUCAGCAGAGACUUCUGCAUGAAGUGCAAAGAGAAGUUUUACUUGCACAAGGGCCAGUGCUUUCGGCAGUGCCCCCCCAGCACCACGGCACUGCCCGGCACCCGCGAGUGCCAAGAGAUGUGCGAGCCGGGGCCCUGGAGCGAGUGGAGCGCCUGCACCCACGAGGGCCGCACGUGCGGCUGCAAGUGGGGUGUGGAGACGCGGGUCCGGGAGGUUUCGGGGGCCGCUCGGGAGGAGGGGGCUGCCUGCCCCGCGCUGCAGGAGAUGAGGAAGUGUCGCAUGAGGAAACACUGCCCGGGAGAGAAAACCGAACCCAAAAAUAAAGGCAAGAAGCGACAGAAGAAGCCAAAGACAGAACCACAGACGGGUACCUAGCAGCACUGGCAUGAGAGCAGGGGAAACGUGGUGGGAGCUGGGUGGGAGCUCCAGCCGUCGGCAUGGAGAGCUCCUGACCAGCUCCCACCGCGUUGCCCCAGCCACGUUGCCCCUGUUUUUCCAUCCACAAAAAAAAUUGCACAAUUUUCUUCCUCCCCCUCCCCGCUCCCAUUUUCUUUUGAGACAAUUUAUGGCCUGUAAAACAUUUCCUUUUCAGAAAAUCUAAUUUGCAGUGUCCAAAGCUGUACCCUGGGGCUCGGGGAGGGGGUGGCUUCUUUCUUUUUCUGGUUUUUCCCCUCCCCAGCCUGCUUGGUCCCUUCCUUCGCUCCAGUUGGGUGGGAUGGGGUUGGAUGGCACUGAUGAAGAUGAUGCCUGCCUUGGUGUCGUUCUCCAAGGCUGGGAGAUGCCCUGAGGCCACGGUGACUCCCACGGAAGUAUUGAGGUGUCACAGAGAUGCACUGCAUGCUGGGCAGGGUCACCUCAUCCUCAGCCACUGGCACAAAGGGUGAGGAGACCCCCAGAUUUGGACCUUGUUGGGGACUAUGCAACUGCUCGUGGCAACCCUGCCUAGUGCUCAGCGUCCCCACGACCAACUCCUGCCAUCUACAGAGGGCUGGCUGGAGGAGCUCCUCUUCCUGGCUGGAUGUAGGUGCGGGAAUUUGGGGUGACCAUGGCCUUGUUUGGCCAGGGCAGGGGCACACACCGUGCAACUGCAGCUGUCAGAGCGAGGUGGGGCUGGGGAUGCUGCUGCCUCCUGCAUCCCCCACUGGGAUGCACUCGGAGCAGCCACCACAGCCCAUUCCCAAAUGCCACCUGGGCCACAGCACAGGGUCACUGAGCCCCACUGUGCCAGUCUGUCCUGCCAAGCUGGCUGCCGUGUUCACAUCUCCUGCAGAAGGCGUCUGUUGGCGAGGCAUGGAGGACUAGGAGUAUAUUUAACGUGUUCUGCUCAAAGUGCUGCCCCAGAUGCUGGGGGCCUACAUGGGGGUUUGCCAGGUGAAAGCUCCUAUCCCCACUCCAAGCAGGGUCUGGCAGUAAGGUGUCAGGGUGCAGGGGCCACACAGACCCUUCAGGAUGAGAGCGC
Cuculus canorus (common cuckoo) is the source of this 2267-nucleotide messenger RNA. RefSeq names its product R-spondin 4 (gene RSPO4). Lineage: Eukaryota; Metazoa; Chordata; Aves; Cuculiformes; Cuculidae. The record is from RefSeq and is a predicted model, not a curated record. Bases 479 to 1183 code for a protein of 234 amino acids. The transcript is spliced from 5 exons.